AUGCCCACGAAAACCGCCUGCUCGCCUGUGGCCUUCACCAGCGACCAGGGACAAUAUUCUCCCCUCUCCGGGGACGACAGCAGCUCGUUCGAUUCCAUCAGCACCGUCCUGUCUCCGGACGGCGCCCCGACCCUUCGCCUGGGCUCGGGAGACGACGCUGGCAGCCUGCGCGCUCGGAAGUCCGGGCAGGGCGCCCCGGAGAGCAGAAAGAAGAAAGCGAGGAGCCGCUCCAGGGUGAAAAACGAAGCCACGGCGACCAAGCAGCGGAAGAACCGGCGCACGAAAGCGAAUGACCGGGAGCGCAACCGCAUGCACAAUCUAAACGACGCGCUGGACGCGUUGCGGGGAGUCCUGCCCACCUUCCCGGACGAUGCCAAGUUGACCAAAAUCGAAACGCUCCGUUUCGCUCACAAUUACAUCUGGGCGCUGACCGAGGCGCUGCGGAUGGCGGAGCAAGGGCGCCCGACCUACGUGGCCAGCGGCCGGGGACACUCCUUCGAGCUCGCCAGCUCCCCGCCAUCGCCAUCCUCCUCCGACUGGGACUGCUCGCAUUCCGCCGAGUCCCUCAGCCCCCAGAGCUCCGCCGACGAGAUGUUCCUGUCGGCGCAACAGGAGCGAACCCACGGCCUGCACAGCCCGACUUACGCCGGCUUCGUUUGACUCUUGCGUUGUGUAGACAACACCGCUGCCCUCUCCCACCUUCCAUGCGCGGCGCUGGUGGCGGCGCGGUAACCACACUUGCCUUAUUCGCCCCCUGGAGUAGUUAGACACUGCUUGGACAUCUUGG
Leucoraja erinaceus (little skate) is the source of this 787-nucleotide messenger RNA. Its product is annotated as neurogenin-3-like. Gene Ontology annotation, molecular function: protein dimerization activity. NCBI's taxonomy places the organism in Eukaryota, Metazoa, Chordata, Chondrichthyes, Rajiformes, Rajidae. Bases 1 to 660 code for a protein of 219 amino acids. The transcript has a single exon. The record is from RefSeq and is a predicted model, not a curated record.